This is a messenger RNA of Bombus huntii, 2794 nucleotides long. RefSeq names its product terminal nucleotidyltransferase 5C. The record is from RefSeq and is a predicted model, not a curated record. Gene Ontology annotation, molecular function: RNA binding; poly(A) RNA polymerase activity. Gene Ontology annotation, biological process: mRNA stabilization. The transcript has 2 exons. Lineage: Eukaryota; Metazoa; Arthropoda; Insecta; Hymenoptera; Apidae. Bases 762 to 2042 code for a protein of 426 amino acids.
AACGCGGCUGUCAGUGUCAAUUGGUUCGCCGCGACGACUUGAGGUGUCGUUAAUGUGUAAACCAACGUUGUACUCGAAAGUUUCUUCCUCGCGUUCCGUCAUUAGUCUGAAACGGUACGGUUUGACAUUCGCAUCGUCCCCUCGUUCCUGUGUGUUUACUAUCCCUGCCGCGAAAUCAAACGACGAGGCGUCUAUUUAACAACAACGGUGGUUCGAAGGAUCGGGAUCGAUCGGAAACAGAAAUUUCGAUUUGAAACUCGUACCCAACUUUUCGGUUCGUCUCGUCUGCCCGUCAACGACGACGGGCAGCCACGUUUCAUCGACCGAGCAGACAAGUUCUAUCUUUUCUUUUUUUCUGGUGAUCCCACUGAGAUAUAUCGAUAAAAACAACGCGUCUAUUGGUGACGAUCCACACAGUGUGUGUACGAUCGGUCGAGCGGUGAGAGCAGCCGCGAGGAACUCAACACGCUCACGCAGAUUUCCGUCGUUUCUGCACGUCGUUGCCGGCUUGAAAACGUCACGUGUGGUGCCGGACAAAGAGAAACAGAGAGAGCAUAUGCGAUAGUAAUCGUAAACGCGUCGCAUCCCCGCACGUUAAGUGGACGAGAGAACGCUCAGAUAGGAUAUAUGUUAGCGUGCUUUGACUUCGGUGAAGAUCGGUGAGACGUGCUGUGCUACUGCGCCCCGACGACAACGCGGAGAGGCUCUUACAAGACUGUGGCUCCCUGGAGAUCGGCGAGGAACGCCAGCGUCGGGUCGCUAUGAUGGAGUCCCUGUGCCAGGUGAACGGCACGAAGAGCAACGGAGGCAACGACAACAGCGCGAACAAUGGCAACAACAACAACCACAACUCAGACUGUCCGGAUCCGCAGCAGAGGCUGGCUGUGCUCAGUUUCGAGCAAGUUAGACGAUUGAAUGAUGUGAUGAACGAGGUGGUGUGCAUCCACGGUCGUGGUAACUUUCCUACUUUGGAAGUCAGAUUGAGAGACCUGGUUACCGUGGUCCGUAGCAAAUUAGAGUCUGACCCGAGCAACGGUGGUGCAGGUAUGAGGGUACGGGACAUCAGAUUGAACGGCGGCGCGGCUUCUCACGUUCUGGCCACCGAGUCGCAACCAUACAAUGACCUGGACUUGAUAUUUGCCGUGGAAUUGUCGAGCGGGCGAAACUACGACAAGGUGAAGGCCGCGGUGCUUGGCUCGUUAUUCGAUCUGCUGCCAGAAGGUGUCAGCCGUAAACGUAUCACCACGUGCAGCUUGAAAGAGGCGUACGUGAGCAAAAUGGUGAAAGUGAAUAACGACGGAGACCGGUGGUCCUUGAUUUCCCUUGGGAACUCACGAGGUCACAGGAACGUCGAACUGAAGUUCGUCGACUCGAUGAGGCGGCAGUUCGAGUUCUCGGUCGACUCGUUCCAGAUCGUGCUCGACUCGCUGCUCCUGUUCUACGAGUGCAGCAAGCUACCAAUUGGCGAGAACUUCUACCCAACCGUGGUCGGUGAAUCGGUGUACGGUGAUUUCCAGGAGGCGUUAUACCAUCUUCACAAAAAACUGAUCUCGACGAGGCAUCCGGAAGAGAUCCGCGGCGGCGGCCUGCUCAAAUACUGCAAUCUCCUGGUUAAGAUGUACAAACCCUCUCAGCCUGACUAUAUAAAAACCCUCGAGCGAUACAUGUGCUCGAGAUUCUUCAUCGAUUUCCCGGACAUCAGCCAGCAACGGGCCAAACUCGAGAACUACCUGUGGAACCACUUCGUCGGUCCCGAGGAGGAAGCCCUCAAGUACCAGUACCUGAUGUUGCUUCACAGCGUGGUGGAAGAGUCCACCGUAUGCCUGAUGGGUCACGAGAGACGACAGACCCUAGCUCUCAUCGAGAACCUUGCGUAUCAGGUGUUCUGCCAGGAGCAACAGCAACGAUUGACGAAUCAUCAGCAGGCACCUCCUGGACCGCCCACCACAUACGUUUACGCGAACGGUUACUAUUACGCUCCAGUGAUACCCACCGCGUGCUACACGUGCACGUGCAACUCGUGGAUGGCGUGCUCGUCGUGAUGCGACAUCGACGCCAACGCCAUCGUCGCCACUAGCACCGCCAUCAACACCGCUACGACCACCACCGGCACGAUCACCGAUGUCCGCGAUAACUCUAUGAUCUUUAUUGACCACGGAACCAUCGACGAGCCUCUGCUUACCGACCAGGGGGGCAAUCGUCCUCAACCAGGUUACGAUCGACGUAAUUCGGAUCGUCGUGGUUCGUGUUUAUCCAACAAUCUCGAGAAAGACGCUUGUCGAUCAUUGAUCGUUCACGACAGCGGGUCAAAGGAGCAAAAUCGUUUGCUCCUCAGUUGACGCUUGGACACGCGUCGAACAUCGAACACCGACCGAACCAGAGUGUGACGUAGACGAGAAAGAUUCUCGUCGGAAUAAAACGGAGGAAGAUAAAACCCGCGGUGAUCGAUUCGCCAAAUGGAUCGUGGGAGGACGGUGUUUAUCGUUCGAGAGGGUUGGUGACAGUGAACAAAAACAACAAAAACGAAAGAAACAGCUUCGCGGAAGACUGAAGAGAUCCAGGAGAAGAUCAAAUUCUAACCUAACAGCAGAAACAUUUGUAAUACUGCGCGUUUACGUCCCGGUGUAUCUUUCUGUUUCUCCUGGACGCGUUUAUUCAACUCCGGUGGACGAUCAGUUGUCGCGGGAGGAAGGACCAAAACACAAUGGUAUUUGCUGUAAAAACGGUCGUAGGGGAUCAACAGAGAGACUAAAGACUCCAAACGAAAUAAAAAAAAAAAAAACAGAAAAAAAAA